This is a messenger RNA of Tachysurus vachellii, 1457 nucleotides long. It is a transcript of the gene pef1, whose product is annotated as penta-EF-hand domain containing 1. Lineage: Eukaryota; Metazoa; Chordata; Actinopteri; Siluriformes; Bagridae. Gene Ontology annotation, molecular function: calcium ion binding. Gene Ontology annotation, biological process: COPII vesicle coat assembly. The record is from RefSeq and is a predicted model, not a curated record. The transcript has 5 exons. The coding region runs from base 113 to 937 and encodes 274 amino acids.
UACAAAUAAGUUACGUUUAAUGACAAACACUAAAAUAGACCAAUCAGCUUUCGGAGGCGGGACUAAGAAAUCAAACGUUCGCACUCAACUCUAAGUUCUUUCACAGAGCGAAAUGAGUUUUUACACACAGGGCUACUCAGGAGCAGGGAGUAACAUUCCCAGACAGAAUCCUCCUCCAGGUAACCCGUAUGGAGGUGGUGCACCCCCAGGUGGGCCUGUAAGAGGUCCAUACGGUGGUUCUCAGUAUGGUGGGGUUCCUGGAGGACAAUACGGAGGACCUUACGGUGGUUACGGUGGAGGUGCCGGGGCUCCUGGAGCUCCUUAUGGAGGACAACAAGCCCCAGGAGCCCCUUACGGAGGAUAUGGGCAGCCACAAGGUGGACCAUAUGGCCAGCAGAUUCCUGGAGGUAACAUCCCACCAGGGGUUAACCCCGAGGCAUAUCAGUGGUUUCAGACUGUUGACAACGAUCGCAGCGGCUACAUCAACCUGAAGGAGCUAAAACAGGCCCUGCUCAACUCCAACAACUCCGCAUUCAGUGAUGAAACCUGCAUGAUGAUGAUCAACAUGUUCGACAAGACCAAAACUGGACGCAUUGAUGUAUACGGAUUCUCGGCUCUCUGGUUGUUUUUGCAGCAGUGGAGGGUGAUAUUCCAGCAGUUUGACCGUGACCGCUCAGGUUCCAUCAACAGCAGCGAGUUGCAUCAAGCACUCUCUCAGCUGGGUUAUAACCUGAGUCCGCAGUUCAUUCAAAACCUGGUGAGCCGUUACUGCGUGCGUGGCAUGAGUAAUGCCCUUCAGCUCGAUUCCUUUAUCCAGGUGUGCACUCAACUGCAAAGCAUGACCCAGGCCUUCCGUGAGAAGGACAGCGGAAUGACCGGCAAUGUACGUAUGAGCUAUGAGGACUUUCUCUCCUGCACCAUCACGAAGCUCAUGUGAAGAUUUACAUUCCAUCAGAUGCCAGUUUGAUCCUUUCACUGGUAAAGGAUGACUGCUUUUCCAUGCCAAAGUCCAUGGGGCACUCCGUUCCCUCCUAACUGUGCCUUUCAUUGCAAAGUACCUCCCCUUGCCCUAAAUGCCCUGUACACAUGCUCUUACUGCUUGCUUUACUUGUUAUUUGUUUGUUUUAAUGUGCAAGUUGAAUGAACAACUUAACAAGUAGUGUUUAGUUAUCAGUGCCAUAACUGUGUGUGUAAUGCCUAAAAACUAGAUCACUCAGGGAGUGAAGUUGCAUUAUUAAAUCUGAUCCCUGAAAUCUGAAAUUAUUUUAUUAACUGUAUCAUUUUAUAUCGGAAGUCCAUUCAGCUAAAACUAUUUUGUUGCUAUAUUACUGAUGUAUAUUAAAUUAUAUCAUUCAACCAAAUUGAUAUGGUGCAGUGUAAGAAUGAUGUACUGAAAUAGUUUCAAAUCCAGAUGUUUGCAUUUAACCAACUGAAAUAAAUGCGUUUUAGUAGUAGAA